AUGGCACAGACCGAUCCAACCGAAGCAAGGGCAAGGUUCCUUGAAGAGGCUGCUCACCUCCUCGCUGUCCCUUCGCCAAUGGCAGCAGCGUUCGUCGGAAGAGCACGUAACAAGCUAGUUGAAGAUGCUGAGCUCGAAAUUCCAGCCAAGGAAGCCAAUGCCUAUCGUCGAAGUAUCUGCAACGCCUGCGGAAAUGUCAUGAUUCCUGGAUGGUCCUGCAGAGUUUCGAGCCAUCUUCCAGGCAACGGCAUCACCAGAAAAGAGAAGAAGGAUUCCAAAAAACCGCCACAGCUAGACAGGACCAUACACUAUACAUGCCUCAUGUGCCAUCGGGAAACACAACAAGCACUUCGACAGACACCACGCAGAAAGAGCAAGAAAUCGGCACCUGUGCCGGAUGCACAGCCUGUCCCAGUUCCAGGAAAGCCUACAAAAGAAGUUGACAGCGCGCCCAAGACGCUGAAUGCAAGCAGUAAACAGCGGCAAAAGGCACGAAAAGGUGGCCUCCAAGCAAUGCUUGACAAAAAGAAGUCGCAGGACUCGGGCAGUGGCGGGCUUGAUCUAAUGGAUUUUGCCAUGUAA
Exserohilum turcica Et28A is the source of this 582-nucleotide messenger RNA. RefSeq lists its product as uncharacterized. Gene Ontology annotation, cellular component: nucleolar ribonuclease P complex. Lineage: Eukaryota; Fungi; Ascomycota; Dothideomycetes; Pleosporales; Pleosporaceae. The transcript has a single exon. Gene Ontology annotation, biological process: tRNA processing. The coding region runs from base 1 to 582 and encodes 193 amino acids. The record is from RefSeq and is a predicted model, not a curated record.